AUGAUCAUUGUCGAAAUGAAAUCCUAUUCAGUCAAGUCGGAAUAUCACUGCCCUCAAUAGUGGCUAUUCAAAUGGGAGUAGUUUGAACUUUGGAUAAAGGAAACGCUUAGAUAUAAAGCCAACGAUUCAGACAAAUAAAAUACUCAAUCAAUCAAGUCAUGUAUGACUUUAUAACUUUUAAAAAUUACAUAGAUAGCAGAAAUAGGUAAAAAGAUGAAGUUCUACAAUGAUUAAGGGGUUAAACGAAUAGAUCCUAUGAUUUUAAGAGACCUCCAAAUGAGAGAAACAACUUAUCAGGACCUCAAUAACACCAAUUAUUAAUAAACUCUGAGCUCCAAAAUUUAAGAUUCUUCAAUGUUACCAUAAGAAGAAGGAAAUCAAAUUAAUUAGACCUCUGAUCUGCAAAAUUUUAAUAAUAUACUCUCAGUAAGCAGAUUAAAUAGCGGAACAUCCUACAGACUAAACUCAAAUAACAUCUAUGGAAACUAAAAUGAGAUAGGGUCAGCCUAAAAUUACUACUCCCAAGUUAAGAUGGCUUUAAACUAGAGCAACAGUAAUAUAAGCAAUGAUAACGGUAACAAAGGAUUGUUGAAUAUGACCAAGAAAAGUCAUAAGAGAAUGGGAAAUUACAGCACACUUGAUUAAGGUUUAACGAAUACGCUACUUAACAACCAUGCUGAAAUGAUAAUACCUGUAAAAUUAAAAAAGAUUCCAUUUGAAGCUGCUUUUGUAAAUACAGACUUAUAUGCAGAAUAAUGA
This is a messenger RNA of Stylonychia lemnae, 759 nucleotides long. The record is from the annotation of a GenBank genome assembly. Lineage: Eukaryota; Ciliophora; Spirotrichea; Sporadotrichida; Oxytrichidae.